UUUGGAUCUUGAUGCUUGCAAGAGUCGUCUAAGAAAAGCUCGUUCACAGGAUGGGCAGUCUGCACAAAGGGAUGCUGUGGAUCCAAAAGUCUUAGUGGCCCAGCAGAGGCCUCUGCUCCACACCAAACAUGCCGCGGCUGAAACAGACUUAAGAAAGGCCCAGGCAGAUUUUGACAGACAGGCAGAGAUAACAAAACUUCUGUUAGAGGGUGUGAGAUCCUCACAAGCAGCGCACCUACGUCACUUGAAUGAGCUCGUUGAGGCUCAGGCUCAGUAUUAUGAAGAGUCUCACAAGGUGAUGAUGGUACUUCAAAAGGAUCUGGCAAGCCUCUCCUUGAAUACUGAGGACACUACUGGACCAGCAACUACUUCAACCACGGAAGCUAAAGCUGCUGCUCCAGAAGUCUCAUCCACUGCCAAAGAGAAUGGGUCCAAAGAUGCAGAUGAAGAAGGCUCUUGGAGGCGGGCAAAAGUAGUUUGUGAUUAUGAUGCAACAAACAGAGAUGAAAUGAGUCUUAUGAUGAAUGAGGUUGUAUUGUAUUGUGAAAAAACUGGGCAGGCGUCUGACUUUGUUAUUGCUAAGCGUGGUAACCAGAAAGGCCGUGUUCCUAGUGCAUAUCUUGAGUCCAUGGAUGACUGAGGUCUGACCACAGUCGAAUUUUGUUAAUUACCUUAAUGAUGCAUUCAUUCAUAUUCAUGUGUGUGUGUGUGUAUAUGUAUACUGUAUACCUUUUCAUCUUGCCCAUCUUAUUUCCUGCCUGUUGGGUCAUUUAAAAAAUGUCAUAAUUAUACUACAUGCAAUAUACAGUAUAUUAUAGUAGAAUACAUAUACUGUACAUACAUAUGUUUAUAUACCCUAAAGUAUGCAUUUAAGGAUAUUAAUAAAUUUCGAUUAAGUGGAAGUAAAUGAAACAUCUCAGAUGUAUGAGUUUGGAUUACAGAAUUAAUUACUACAAGUUCCUGGCAUCCAUAUGUUCUUUUAUAUAAAUCUGUUAACCCCUUGAAUGCUUUAUAAUAUACAGUGUCCACACAAUAUGAUUGAAUUAUGUAUAAUGUUCAGAUGGCUAGUUAGCCAGUUGGUGCUUUCAACUCCAUAAAACAAUGUGACAAAUGUGAUACACUUAAUGUGUCUGUCAGUUAUGUUAUGUUAUGUUAUGUUAAGUUCUGUAUAGUCAGUGGUUACAAUUAAUAGACGAGAGAAUGUAGAGAGAGGCAAUUUGAUUUUGUCCAUUUUUUCAUUAUUAUAUAUUGUUUUGUUACUCUUCAAUAAGUUAUGUGUAGAGCCUUUAGGAUUUUAUAUAACCACUGAGAUGGAUGUAGAAGUAGGUUGUUCAGUAGUCAGUACUAACAAUAGAUAUACACAUAUCCCUUAAACAAUGCAGGGAUUAGGUUAAUGAAAACACCCCGUGAAGACCCAAAACUGCGAUGUUCACUUACGGGAAGCCAUAAUUGCCCCCCCCCCCCCAAAAAAAAGCACUCCAUAAUACAUUUACUUCCCAUAUUUCUAUUUAUUUUUCUUAUUUUAUAGUUUUAUAUUAUAUUUUUCAUAUUUCUAAGCCACAUUAGAGUACUGUAAUGAUUUUUUCACAACUUUUAUACUUUUAUUACAAGUACAGGUAACAAUAAACGAGGCUGCUGAGUUGGCCACGUAGUUUAUAGCCAAGACCUUGGCUAGAACUGCCUCCAUACACAUUCACUUCUCACACAUACACACCUCACACAUACACACCCCACACAUACACACCCCACACAUACACACCCCACACAUACACACCCCACACAUACACACCCUUGCUCUUCUUUUUCUUGUUAUAUAUUAUAUUUUCUCUAUUUCUAAACCAUAUUAGAGUAUUGUAAUGGUUUUUUUGACAACUUUUACAUUUCAUUAAAACCAACAAUAAACGUGAUGGCUAGGCUGGUGAAUCAGAAACAUACGGUAGUUAUAGCCCACCACCUACACACCUGGGGUUCCUGGGGAUCCGGACCUCCCCUUUCCAUCAGAAAAUUUCAAUACUUUUUCUUUAAUUCAGUAUUGUACUCAGGCAUUUUGGUAUAAUAAAAAAUAAUUACUAUUGACCUCAGAAUAUCUAAUAAUAUCUGGUGUUCAUGGCUUCAAAAUGCCCAUGAUAUUGGUCAGAUUUAAAAAAAUAAUUCUGAGGGCAACUUACAGCACCCCCCCAGCCCCCUAGCUGAGUGGGCUCACUGUGCUCUCCUUGUUCCCUCACCCACAACUUCUUGGACCCCCCUUUUGAUAUUCUUGGCUUCACUCCUAACACACGUUCACUUCUCACACACACACAAACAUGCUCUUCAUUUUUCUUAUUUUAUAGUUAUUUAUUAUAUUUUCUUUAUUUUUAAACCACAUUGUUUUUAUAGAGUCGAAUAAUUGUUGAAGACGCCCAUUUUUCUGAGAAGUGUGUCCGGAGGCAGCUGGCUGACAUGUCAGUCAGCUGUGACCUGCGAGAGAUGGUAAUGCAUGUUGCCAUUGUUAUAUAUAAUGAAACUGUAAAAGUUGUGUAAAAGUUAUUUCAAUACUCUAAUGUGACUUAGAUAUAAACAAAAUAUAAUAUAAAAUUAUAAAAUAAGAAAUAUGAAAACCAUGGGUGCAUAUUCUGAGUCUCUGGGAUGGAGUGUCUUGCUGCCAACACUCCGUAGCACUCAGGGCAACACACUCGCAGCCAGUAGUGGAUAUGUCAGACGUGCAUACACAACCUCUUUUGCCCCCAUGCAACCUGUAGUGCAGUCCGCGGAGGGGCGCAGGUCGUGAUGCUUAAAUCCGCGUAGUUUAAAGGAUAUUUGUACUAUUAUUGUAGAUCUUGAGCUUCAGUUUAUAUCAUGUGAUAAUGAAGGAAGAGUAUAUUGACUGUCCAGGUGUUUAUCAUUAUUGUACAGCCUCAGAUGCUCACUUUCUUAUCAUGAGGUAUUGGGAAUAAAUUUCUCAGGAUCAUUGAUGUAGAAGUGUGAAAUAUAUUUUAGUUACUAUGUACAUUUAGUACAUCAUGUAUUACCAUACUGUAUGGUAAUCGUUGUAUUGUUUUCUAUUAAAGAGUAUUAUUUUCUUCUCUUUCUCUAAUGGCUGGCUUUCUUGUCUCUGUAGAGCUAGCCAUUUGGGCCUGAGUUUCCAUAAUACAGUAUACAGUACUGCUCUUCUUAGUUCAAACAUGUGUACAGUAUACCUUAUUGAUGCCUUUUUUUCCAAGUCUUUUAUUUAUUGCAUUUAUUCAUAUCUUCUUUGGGGGGGAGGGGGAGGUGUUCUUAUUGUAUUAGCUGGCCACUUCUUCCAUAGUGUUCAUACUUUCCUUCUACUAAUACUGUUUUAGGCUUGAGAGUACUGUAUUGUAUUUAGUAUUUAAAAACAAAUUUGUUUUGGACGUGAAUUUGAUAUAUUUGUUAUAUCUUUCAGUGAUCAGUGUUCUUAUAAAGUUAUUAAGAGUUUAUUUAUACACAUGUAUUGUGUUGUUCCAGUAGCUGAGAGUUCAUAGAUAAAGGUUUUGAAAAGGAAGGUGUGAGCGUGCCAUCGGGAACAGUUUUUCUUUGCUGUGUUUUGAGUGAAUGUGUCAUGUGUCUCAGCUCAUUCUGCUAAGAGAAAAUCUGUACAGACUGUGGUACUGUUUAAGAUUAAUUUCAGUUUAUUUAUUUUUUCUACUUGCUGUCACGGCUAAUGUUUGUUAUUGGUGAUUAGUAAUGGGAAUAUGGAACUUACUAUCACUGUCAUGAACUAUAGUUUAAUAAUUUCCUUGAUGUAGAAAGUGUAAAAUAUUAGUUACAACAACAAAAAGGAAAAUCACGUUAUUAAUCCAUGUUCUAAUGUUUUUUCUGUAUUGUAAAACUAUGUUCUCUUUAUUUCAGUCAUAAAAAUUAGAUGUUAUGUUGAUAAAUGACAUUGUUGUGAGAGUUGCAGCGUGUGGCCAUCACCUCUUUCGCUCUAUAUCACAUCUUUUCAUAUCAGUCCAUGGAGGCAUUAUUUCUUUACACUAUCUAAGCUUGUCCAUCUGUAUCAAGUCAUGGAAGUAUAUUUUGUUUGCCACAAAUAAGUGCAGUGAUCCCUCAAGUCCUAAAAUGUUGUCCAUAACUCAAAACCUAUUAACUGAAGAGUUUUCAAGUACAGUAUACAGUACAUUUAAUUAAAAAAAAAAUAAUAUAUUGUUUAUAAACUGUGUACUAUUAACAUAUUACAGUACAGGUACAGUACUUCUCUUUUUUUAUGGAGGUAUUGAAGAGAAAUAAGAGGCCAAUUCAGUAGGUUACAUUUGGGAGGUUAGUUUUAAAUAAAAUGACAUCCCUAAACUUCAAAUUAAUCGAUCACCUCAUCCAUUAGCUUUGGUAAGAAAUCAUAAGCUAAUUUUUUGCUUUUCUUAAAAUAAAAGUUAACCACCAAUUAACAUAGUUACAAGUAAUACAGUACAUGUAAUAUACAGUCAGCAAAGGCCAAAUAGGACAACAGCAACUUCUCAGUCAUAAAACAUCACAACUCAAAAAAAAAAAAAAAAUGCUACUGUGAGUAAGUGGCACAGUGCUGCCACCCACCCAGUUCUGUGUCAGCCUCCCUGUGCUAUUCCUGUCAGCCAAGAUGGCUAUAAUACUUUUACCUGUACAGUCCAGUAAUAUUCAGUACCAGUAUGUCAUUUUAGUUUACAGUUAGACUAAAUGUCUUUAUACAGUAUGUAGUUCUGUAUAUUUUAAUUUAUUUUUUGUUUAUUGAAAUUAUGUAAUUUAACAAGAUUUAAAAACAAAAUCCUCAUAUUUUUUAACUCUAGAAACUUCGAGGAUAUUCCAUUAAUGCAAAUUUUUCUUCCAUAUCUCUAAACUCAUUCUGUACCUUUCAGAUUGCAUUACUGUACUGUAAUGUAAAUUUCUGAAACUCAGGGAUACCUGGACUGUAUAUAGGUAGACCUCAGUAUUCAUGGAAUUCACAUCUGCAAUUUUAACUAGAAUUCAAUGUGAAUUAAAAUGUACCAUUUUAACAACCUUGGUAGGGGUUUUGAUGAUUGACAGUCUGGAGCUCAAGCAUGUGAAGUACAGUAAUUCCUUUGCUGAUCUAUAAUAAAGUACAGUACUAUGUAUAAAGACACUUGGCCGAAGAAUUGAAAUACUAUAGAGUUUUCAUCACUGCCAGUCCUUCAUAUUUAAACACUAAUUAUCUUGUGGAUGUGACUAACUCAUAACCCACUAGGUUGAUCGAUAAACUUUCUUUCAUACAGUAUUUCCAAAGAAUAAAGGUACAGUAUAGUGAUACUACACUACAAGAGAGAGAGAGGGGAGGGGGUUGCCAGUUGUUAAGUUAUUAUUAUCUAGUCAUGUGUGUAGUGGGUUAUGUCUAUACUGGCCAGCACCUUUCCUCUAGGCAAUUUGUGAAUUUUGGGAGGUUAGGUGAGAUAGCUUACCUUGUUUGAUUAGGUUAGGUUAAAGCUUACUAGGUUAAUUUAGGUUAAGAUAGCUUAGGUUAGGUUUGUUUUAGGUUGGGCAUUUUGUGGAAUAUGUUCAUGCAUACUGUAUUUGGAAAAAUUUUAAAGUGUUAUGUGAAAAAUAAUCAACCAAAUUUGUAAAAAAACAAAACAGAAUUUUUGUCUGAUUUUUAAUGCAAUUUGUCUAUUUUUUUCGGGGAUUUUUUUUUAUAAAUUAUGGGACAAUUUGUAAAAAUUUAAUCACAAAUUACCUAAUAUAAAAUCAACUUAAUGUAACUAACUUAACCUAAGAAGCCUAACCAAAUCUGAGAAGCUUAACCUUACCUAACCAAAUCUAUAUCUUACCAAACCUAAGAUGCCUAACCUAUCCAAACAUAACCUAAAACCAACGUAACCUCACCUAAUGUAACCAAACCUAGUCCAACUUAACCUAACCUAAUGAGCUAUGUACUAUCUUCAAGAUGCAGUACACGAAAGCAGGGUUAUUCAAUUCCUAUUAGUGAAUGUCCAGUAACAAUUUUCCAAGUUGACAAAAGUCCAGAUGAAAUGCUACGUUUAAAAGGACGUACAGUAAUAACAAAUAAUUGAGAAUAUGCAGUACAAUUUAUUUCCAGCUAUAUGCGUAUAUUAUCUUAUAUCAAAUGAUUGAAAACAAGAGAGAAUUUAAAAAUACUACUAAUUACAGAUGCACUUUAAAAGAAAACCCUGCUAUACAGUAUUGCUUCACUGUUUCAGUUUAUUUUUCAUUAAUGUUUCUUAUUUUUCUUUUCUACACCAUUAGUUUGGUCCAUGGGCACCAUUUUUCCAUACAUUUUAAGUACUGUAUCAAGUCAGGGAAGCAUGAUUGCUUCUUUUCAUUGAAGAAUAUCAUGUGUCUGUCAGAGAUUAUUAUCAAAGGAUAGUUUUUGUAAUAUAGUUUGGUAAAUACAGUAUGUCUACUUUUAUCCCUGUGUGUGUCAUUUCAACAUUUAUUUCAUUUUAUGGCUUUUAUUUAUCAUGUUUGCUAUUUCGUACUUUUCUGAAGAAAGCCACUGGUAGCAGCAUCCCCACAUUUAUAUAGUUUUGUUACAGGGGAUCAACAGAAGUACAGGCAACCCCCGAGAUAUGAUGGGGUUACGUUCUUGAAAACCCAUCGCUAGGUGAAAUAUCGUAAUUAUGGUCAUCAUCACAAGUCCCCUUCGAGGCUAAGGGGACUCUUGUUGGUAGAGUGGAGACGUCACUCUGACUCUUACACAGCCUCUGGGGAGUCUUAUGCUGCUUAACAAUGUCAAGCUUCAUCUCAGAGACACGGUUGUCUUGGAUGCCUUGGAUUUCCCAGACUUUUCCAAAGUUACACUGCUCACUUCACAAAAACAGAACAAAAGCACUUGUCAAAUAAACUGAGCGAACAAUUUUACCAAAAACAACGAUAGUGGCCGACACUGCUAACAUUUUCAAAACAACAGAGUCGGCGCACCUUACAGUCACAGAAAAUAUCACUUCACAGUCACUAUAAGACAGUUCAAUCUAAAUGUUAGUGCUGUUCUCUUGCUGUAUAAGUAAAAACAAAAACAAAAAAAUCACCGAUGAUAAGUACAAUGUACGAUGCUGGCCAAUAAUCGUGGAAUCAUGAGAUAGUGGGUUUUACACUCGACAAAGAACCAGACACAGGGCUGUAGUGUGUGGGUUGGCCUUGUGGCAGCGUGUGGGUAGGCUGACAAGUGAAGGUAGAGAUGUAUGGUGCAUAGGGUUAAAUAUCAUUUUCUUAUAAAAUGGUACUGACUUGAUGUAGAAAAAUGUAAUUUGCAUUGCUGGAAUUCUUGUAAGACGGCUAUUAAUUUCAGUAUAAACAACCCAUAGUUUGCACGAGAGAAAAAAUUCUGACCAAUGACUAUCAUUAAAGCGAGUUGUUUUGAUCAUAUAUUGGGAGAUGGUGUUAAUUUAUAACCAUCGUUCAAGUGAAAUUUUGCAUCUCGGGGUUUACCUGUACAUACAGUAGAUAUUUGUUGAAACCUAGCACAUUAGCUUAGGACCAUAUAAAUGAAACUAGGUCACUUAUUGGGAUUCAGCUGUUAGAUUGUGGGAUGAAAGGUAUAAAAGUUGAGGAAUUAAGUUUAUAAAAGGGGAAAGCAUGUAGGAAUAAGAGUAGAAGUUAGGAAAACCAAAUACUGUACUGUACUCUAACUCUUGACAUUUUACUGCUGUACUUUCAUGAGUAACCAAAGCCAACGACUCAGUUGUCUUAUACUUUAGUUCAUACUUAGGAAACUGUGCUGUGUGUCUUAUUAUUGUUUGUGUUUUUCUCUUUUCUGUAGAAUAGACUUUAUGUGUGUGAGUGCAUACAUGCAUAACUACACGUGAGUUGCACUCUCUUACAAACGUAGAGCAUAUUAUAAUGUUGGACUAAAUACUACAGCUGUACAUAUUAUUUUAGGAUUCUAGAUUUGAGUAUGUACUUAUGCAUGAGAAGUUGUUAUGCACAUAUAAGUAUUGUAUGUAAAGGAGUGAUGCUGACAUGAUCGUUAUAAUCAAAGUUUGGUAAGUAGAUUCUGUCUUAGCUACUCUGUCCUGCGUGGCAGUGAGAAGUGAUACCACCCUCAGUGUCAAAACGUGACUGAAUUACUCAGAAUAGGCAAACUGUACUCCAAGCUUUGUCAAUAAAUUUGUUAAACUAAAACUAAAAUUAGCUAUUGAAGUCUGUAAGGAGAGGGAAUUAAUAAAAUAUUUUGUGCUACCUAUGAAUAUGUGUUAAAAAGGGCUGUGAUUGAAAUGCUUUUUUUGAUGUUUCUUUAACUAUCUGACUUAAACCUAGAUGUAGCUCUCAUGAGGUAGUUAUGAGGAUAGCAGCCUAUUCAUUAUUUUGUCUCAGUGAUAGUUUAGUAAUUGCAAUUAACUGAGAUUAUUGUAAGUUGUAUACACUAUAGAGUACUGUAUUUUUAUGACUGGUUGUCUCUGUUAUGGUGGUUUUGGUGGAUUUUUGCAAAGGGUCACUGGUAGCACAAAUUCAGACUUUCUUAGUCUUCAUUUUAAAUCCGGGUUAAUUUUUUUUUAAGUACACUAAUAUUGCUAUAAAUACCAAAGGCAUAUCACCAUUACAUGACACAGAUGAUGAGUUCUUAUGCUCACUCUAUGAGACAUUUUGCCCAUUGAUUAGAUUAGUACUGUAAUUAAUCAACCAGUGCCAGUGCAUAUAUCCUACCCAUAGUUCUUUUGGUAUUGUGAGUCAGGCCAUGUUAAUGACUCAAUUCCACUUGACAAAUAAUCUAUGACUUAAAUCAAAGACACUUACUGUAUAGUGUCAUGUAAGACGUAUCGUGUAUUUAUCUCUUUGAUCACUUAUUCUGCUUAUACUUCAGUGUAAUAAUGCAUUGAGUAAAACUUGUACUCUGACAUUUUUCUUAUAUAUAUAUAUAUAUAUGUAUGCUGUUGAAAUUUUUAAGAAAUAAUCUCCAUUUUCAUUUUAUAACUACAGUAAGUAAAUUCUGUUUAAAGCCUAAAGUUUGCAAUUUACAUAUUUGCAUUGAAAGAAUAAAACUAAAAUAAAUAUUAAUCAAUGAUA
Messenger RNA from Homarus americanus (American lobster), 8943 nucleotides. RefSeq names its product endophilin-B1-like. The record is from RefSeq and is a predicted model, not a curated record. NCBI's taxonomy places the organism in Eukaryota, Metazoa, Arthropoda, Malacostraca, Decapoda, Nephropidae. Gene Ontology annotation, biological process: membrane organization. Gene Ontology annotation, molecular function: protein binding. Gene Ontology annotation, cellular component: cytoplasm; membrane.